AGCGAGGCGGCGAGAUUCAAGGCCACAACGAGAUUACAACCCUCGCAUUCCUUGAUCACAAUCGAGGCCGCUAAGCGCCCCAAUCAUUCCCCUCUGGAUUCUGAUAGUUUACUAUCCCAUGAACUGCUGAUCGUUACAUUUUCUGAGGGGUGGGGAGUUUCACAUUACUUAAAGAGGGGUUAUAAAGUUAUUAGAAAUAGAAGUUUAUACCUAGUCUCGAGGUCUACACACAUAUAG
Blumeria graminis f. sp. triticale is the source of this 237-nucleotide messenger RNA. NCBI's taxonomy places the organism in Eukaryota, Fungi, Ascomycota, Leotiomycetes, Helotiales, Erysiphaceae. The record is from the annotation of a GenBank genome assembly.